Messenger RNA from Carlito syrichta (Philippine tarsier), 2420 nucleotides. RefSeq names its product ubiquitin like with PHD and ring finger domains 2 (gene UHRF2). Gene Ontology annotation, molecular function: ubiquitin protein ligase activity. The record is from RefSeq and is a predicted model, not a curated record. Gene Ontology annotation, biological process: protein ubiquitination; negative regulation of gene expression via chromosomal CpG island methylation. The annotation marks the transcript as partial. Lineage: Eukaryota; Metazoa; Chordata; Mammalia; Primates; Tarsiidae. The transcript is spliced from 16 exons.
CCGCCCUGUCGGCCGAGCUGGCCUGGCCCUCGGCGGGAGGGCGCCCUUCCUCGAAGUGCCUCGCCGCCACACGCCGAAAAACAUCGAAGCGGAAGCAGAUUCGGAGUCUGCGGCUUAAAUGGUUGCCCCGCACCCCCCUGGGCUUCUGCUUUUGGUGUUGGUUGGAAAAUGGAUACACUUUAUUUGACUAUGAUGUUGGACUAAAUGACAUAAUUCAGCUACUAGUUCGCCCAGACCCUGACCAUCUUCCUGGCACAUCUACACAGACUGAUGAGGCCAAACCCUGUUCUUAUAGUCCACCUAAAGUAAAGAAAGCACCAAGGGUGGGACCUUCCAGUCAGCCGUCCACAUCAGCUCGUGCCUGUCUUAUCGAUCCUGGCUUUGGGCUAUAUAAGGUAAAUGAAUUGGUGGAUGCCAGAGAUGUCGGCCUUGGUGCUUGGUUUGAAGCACACAUACAUAGUGUUACUAAAGCUUCUGAUGGACAGUCACGUGGCAAAGCUCCACUGAAGAAUGGCAGUUCUUGUAAAAGGACUGAUGGAAAUGUAAAUCAUAAAUCCAGAGAGAACACAAAUAAAUUGGACCGUGUACCCUCUACGUCUAAUUCAGACUCUGUUGCUGCUGAGGAAGACGUUAUUUAUCAUAUCCAGUAUGAUGAAUAUCCGGAAAGUGGUACUCUAGAAAUGAAUGUCAAGGAUCUUAGACCACGAGCUAGAACCAUUUUGAAAUGGAAUGAACUAAAUGUUGGUGAUGUGGUAAUGGUUAAUUAUAAUGUAGAAAAUCCUGGACAAAGAGGAUUUUGGUUUGAUGCAGAAAUUACCACAUUGAAGACAAUUUCAAGGACCAAAAAAGAACUUCGUGUGAAAAUUUUUCUGGGGGGUUCUGAAGGAACAUUAAAUGACUGCAGGAUAAUAUCUGUAGAUGAAAUCUUCAAAAUUGAGAAACCUGGGGCCCAUCCUCUUUCAUUUGCAGAUGGAAAGUUUUUAAGGAGAAAUGACCCUGAAUGUGACCUGUGUGGUGGAGACCCGGAUAAGAAAUGCCGCUCUUGCUCCUGCCGUGUCUGUGGCGGGAAACAUGAACCCAACAUGCAGCUUCUGUGUGAUGAAUGUAAUGUGGCUUAUCACAUUUACUGCCUGACGCCGCCUUUGGAUAAGGUUCCGGAAGAGGAGUACUGGUAUUGUCCUUCCUGUAAAACUGAUUCCAGUGAGGUUGUCAAGGCUGGUGAAAGACUCAAGAUGAGUAAAAAGAAAGCAAAGAUGCCAUCAGCUAGUACUGAAAGCCGGAGAGACUGGGGCAGGGGAAUGGCUUGUGUUGGUCGGACGAGAGAAUGUACUAUUGUCCCUUCUAAUCAUUAUGGACCUAUUCCUGGCAUUCCUGUUGGAUCAACUUGGAGAUUUAGAGUUCAGGUGAGCGAAGCAGGUGUUCAUAGGCCCCAUGUUGGUGGAAUUCAUGGUCGAAGUAACGAUGGCGCUUAUUCUCUUGUCCUGGCUGGUGGAUUUGCAGAUGAAGUAGACCGAGGUGAUGAAUUCACAUACACUGGAAGUGGUGGUAAAAAUCUUGCUGGUAAUAAAAGAAUUGGUGCACCAUCAGCCGAUCAAACAUUAACAAACAUGAACAGGGCACUGGCCCUAAACUGUGAUGCUCCAUUGGAUGAUAAAAUUGGAGCAGAGUCUCGGAAUUGGAGAGCUGGUAAGCCAGUCAGAGUGAUACGCAGUUUUAAAGGGAGGAAGAUCAGCAAAUAUGCUCCUGAAGAAGGCAACAGAUAUGAUGGCAUUUAUAAGGUGGUGAAAUACUGGCCAGAGAUCUCAUCAAGCCAUGGAUUCUUGGUUUGGCGCUAUCUUUUAAGAAGAGAUGAUGUUGAACCUGCUCCUUGGACCUCUGAAGGGAUAGAACGGUCAAGGAGAUUAUGUCUACGUUUACAGUAUCCGGCAGGCUACCCUUCAGACAAGGAGGGGAAGAAGACCAAAGGGCCGGCGAGGAAGCAGGCCGGUGGAAGCACCAAGCGGCCGGCCUCGGAGGAUGACUGUCCAAGUGCCUCCAAAGCGUUCAAAGCGGCAGAUUCGGCAGAAGCAGUAGAGGCUUUCCAGCUAACUCCUCAGCAGCAGCAGCUGAUCAGAGAAGACUGUCAGAACCAGAAGCUAUGGGAUGAAGUGCUCGCAUCUCUUGCGGAAGGACCAAAUUUUCUGAAAAAAUUGGAACAAUCUUUCAUGUGUGUGUGCUGCCAGGAGCUAGUCCACCAGCCGGUAACAACAGAGUGCUUCCACAACGUCUGUAAAGAUUGCUUACAGCGCUCCUUUAAGGCCCAGGUUUUCUCUUGCCCUGCUUGCCGGCAUGAUCUUGGCCAGAACUACAUCAUGAUUCCCAAUGAGGUUCUGCAGACGCUGCUCGACCUUUUCUUCCCCGGCUACAGCAAAGGACGAUGA